AUGGACAAGCUUCCCUCACCACCCGCCGCUGCCCCGAGCGCCCUUCCGAGCGUUCCCGUCAUGCCUCCCCUUCCGCCUCUCGCGGGAGCAGGAUCUCCAUCAGAGCCCAUCGCUCCUGCCGAAACUCACAAAGAAGCGCCUCCAAGCUUCUGGCGGCGAGUGCUGGAUCACGGCCCACUGCCCUACCCGGGCAAAUUCGAUGAUCUCUCCAAGGAAAGCAAGGGAAUUCUGGACUCGAGGGAGAACUUUGAUGGAUUCAACUUUGAUGUCUCACGCACCAUCACGGCCAACUUCGAUAUGACCCACGCCAUCCACUUUGGAUCGCAGACCGAGCCGCCCUCCUACAACUUUAUGACACGCUACUUCUCUCCCACCGGGAUGUUCCUCGACGGCAAGCUCAGCCCCGGUCCCAUGCUGCUCAACGGCACGGUGCAGGGCCGCAUCGCCUUCCCCCUCAAAACCUGGUACCGAACCACUCCGGGCGGAAGGAGCAAGCCCGUCUCCAAACUCUCUCUCCGCCUCACCGGCGUCGUGGGCAAGCCGUCGGCGAAGCCCAUCCCGCCGCAGUUCAACAUGGAGCUGGACAUGAAGGGGUCGGACUACCAGGCGCAGUUCAAGUGGCACAACCCGGGCAUGUACGAGCUGUCCUACGCGCAGAGCGUGCACCCGAACGUGGCGCUGGGCCUCCACGGCCUCUUCGACUCGCGCAUGGGGCGGACGGAGCUCACCGCGGCCGGGCGCGUCGCGUGGAACGGACGAAAGUGCAUCGCCACGGCCUCGAUGGCCUCCUACGGCCACCUGACGAGCUCCUACACGCAGGUGAUGGAAGACGGGCGCAAGUCGUGGAGCACGGACAUGCAGCUCAUCCACCUCGAGGACCACGGCGUGUGGGAGGCGGUCUACUCGGCGGGCUACGCCUACAACCUCCUCCAGUCCCGCGUGCGCGGCCGCGUCGACUCGAACUGGUGCUGCUCGGCCAUCCUCGAGGAGAAGGUGCUCGACACCGUCACCCUCCUCAUCUGCGGCGACAUGAACUACGCCAAGGACGUGUACAAGGUGGGCUUUGGCUUCUCCUUCCACUUGUGA
Messenger RNA from Acanthamoeba castellanii str. Neff, 1086 nucleotides. RefSeq names its product mitochondrial import receptor subunit tom40, putative. The record is from RefSeq and is a predicted model, not a curated record. Gene Ontology annotation, molecular function: transmembrane protein transporter activity. The coding region runs from base 1 to 1086 and encodes 361 amino acids. Lineage: Eukaryota; Discosea; Longamoebia; Acanthamoebidae. The transcript is spliced from 4 exons. Gene Ontology annotation, biological process: protein import into mitochondrial matrix. Gene Ontology annotation, cellular component: mitochondrial outer membrane; mitochondrial outer membrane translocase complex.